This is a messenger RNA of Echinostoma caproni, 939 nucleotides long. Lineage: Eukaryota; Metazoa; Platyhelminthes; Trematoda; Plagiorchiida; Echinostomatidae. The record is from the annotation of a GenBank genome assembly.
AUGGACGCCUAUCACAUGAAUUGGACAAGCUCACUUUCUGAUGAAGCACAAUGCCGCCAACCCAUCAAAUCUUCUGUCAGGGUAGAAGAAGAAGAUGAACUGUUUCGAAGAUGUCGUUACUGUGGUCGAUUUUCCGCCGUCAAUAACACAUCAAAUGUGGAAAAUGUGAACGAUACCUGUGUUAGUGAUGUUGCUGACAAGUCCGAGGCAUGCAUCGGGCAUCCAAUCGAUCGGGGGGAACCAGGAGAUGCACAAAACCCUGAAUGGGAACACUCGAUUUCACUACAAGCACCCCAAUCAUCGAUUCAUCAGAGAACAAGUGCUGAACUCGCCGAUACCGAGACACCGCAAACACACAGUGUUCGAUUUUCCAAUUUCGGUGAUCAAGUGAAUAUACAACCUCGGUAUCCGUUACGAAAACCUCUUAUGAAUGGACGGUUGUACACCUGUCGAACACCUGUUCGAGUCAGUGUGGCCAAUCUUCGUAAUUCACUGCCCGAUAACAAACCUAUCUUGACUCAGUUGCACAACCAUUCUAAAAAUGCCCGAAUGAAACAGUUGAAUGAAUUGUCUGUGCCAGGUUAUUCGAGUUUGUAUUUUCCGAAUCGAUCAAAUGUGUCACACGACUUGCAAAACGCGCCGAUCGAUGUGCCAUCUGCAUCUGGGACCAAUCGGGAUGAACGAGAACCGGUAAGUGAUUUGGUGGGCGAUGAGUCGUGGAACGCACCGGAAAAACAAACAUAUUCUGAGCAUCAUUGUAGCUCGAAUUGCGGAGAUACAAUGUGGCAAUUACCAGUUGACCCCACGGAUGUGAUGAACUAUUCCCAUGUUACUGGCCCUAACGGAUCGUUUUCCUGCCGUAUUCCGCGACGUUUCAGUCACGUGAAAUUUUGUCCAGCUCAGUAUUCACCAUGCAUGACGGAGCAUUUACCUCAGUAA